Messenger RNA from Scomber scombrus (Atlantic mackerel), 742 nucleotides. RefSeq lists its product as uncharacterized. Lineage: Eukaryota; Metazoa; Chordata; Actinopteri; Scombriformes; Scombridae. The record is from RefSeq and is a predicted model, not a curated record. Gene Ontology annotation, cellular component: cell surface. Gene Ontology annotation, molecular function: signaling receptor activity. The transcript is spliced from 7 exons. The coding region runs from base 1 to 699 and encodes 232 amino acids.
AUGAUAUAUUAUGAGACAAGUACAGGAAGUCGUCUGUCUGUGACCAUCACACAGCUGAGAAAAGCUGACUCUGGACGUUAUUGGUGUGGUUUGAGGAGUUACCAUUGGGGUCCACACAAGCAGUUUAAGAUCACCGUCACAGAUGCUCCGCCCCCUUCAAAACCAAAGUCGACUGUCAGACCUGCACCACCAACAACAACAACAACAACAACAACAACAACACAAAGUUUCAGAAGAAGAUCCACAUCUUCAUCAUCUUCCACUGAAACCACUGAACAGUUUGAACAGGAGAAAACUGAGACAACAACAGAUGGAGGUUCAGGUGUGCCGCUGUACGUGGGUCUGACUCUGUACUUCUUCGUGCUCCUGUUCUCCGUGGCUGUGCUGAUACUCUGCAAGAAAAGAGCCUCUAAACCCAAAGAACAUCCUGAGGAAACACAGUGUGCUAAUGUCACAGAGACCAGACGGAUGUAUGAGGAGAUCAGAGAGGAUCAGAGCAGAUCUCCUUCAGUCCAAACCUUUGCUGUGUAUAGCGUAGCCACUGCCUCAGCAUCCCGUCCUCUGAGCAAAGUAAGAAAUACUGAAGAUGAGUGGAGUGAAGUCGUCUAUACUUUCCAACAGAGCAGCCUCCUCACUCAGCAGCGCUCCCUGUGGUCAGGCCGAAAACGUUAUCUACUCUGCACCUCGGAGACGCACUGAUGCCAAAGUAGAUUCACAGCCUCUGUACUCAACUGUUACUUCA